AAUACCCGGGAGCUGUGAUAUAAGUUCAGAAUAGCUGGUAAGGUGUGUGUGAAGGAACAGUAAGAUGUGUGAGGUGUGUAAAGGACGAUAAUGAAAGUUUGUUUUGUUAGUCCAUGUGACAGGAAUCAAGGCUAAGGUAUUUUCAUUUUUUUUCUUAUUUUUCAUUGUUUUUUACGCAAAAGUACUAUGUAUACAUGGUUGUAAUAAGCAAAUACUGUUGUUCUGGUAUCUGUGAUUUGCCAGGGACGUGUGGUUAUUUCAAGUAAUCAUUGUUUUGUCCUGAAAAAGAGUCGUGUGCCGGGUGUUGUAUUUUUUGCAGUACUUAUAAAAGUCGUAAGGCUAUGAAUCUGUCAUAAGCCUUCAAAAGUUGCGGAUAUUUAAAAAAAAAAAAAUCGUAAAACAGUCUAAAUCUAUCAAUAAGCGCUAUGAAAUUUUCAUAAGGCUAAAGAAUCGUCCGUAUGCCAACAUGGCCGAGCAACAAGUCCGGUGUGCCCCAGCCGAGGGAAUUUCGAGAGAAAAGACGUUCUCAAUGAACUGAGCAAUGCUGAACUUAUUAAGAGAUAUAGACAGGGCUAUGGAGAUAUUGUGUUUGUUACAGACUUGGUGCGGCCAGCAUUGUUAAACCAACAAAGGACUCUCUCCAGAGAUGAAUGAUGAUAACAUUAAGGUACCUUGCUGCAGGAAAAAUGCAAAUGUGCAGUGUAGACAAGUUGGGAGUGUUGCAGCAAACUGUAAGCAGGGUUGUGACAGAAACAGAGGAUACUUUGUGUGCACAUGAUAUCCUCACAAGGUUUAUCAAAUUCCCCUGCCACUGAAGUUCUUCAGCAGAAAAAAGACAGAAUUCCAAGAAAUUGAUGGAUUUCCCCAAGUAGUUGGUGCUGUUGAUGGAACUCAUAAGAAUUAUGAGACCAAGGGGGCUUGAGUUUGAGUUUGAAUUCAUAAAUAGAAAAGAUAUCACAUCAACAACAUUCAGGUAAUAUUUGAUGCUAAGUACAAGAUCGUUGACUUAGAUACGAAGUGGCCGGGGGUCAGUGCAUGAGUCUCGAAUCUUGAAUGAAAGUGGCAUCAAGAGAAACUUUGAAAAUGGCACUAUUCCAGCUGGGUGCCACCUGCUUGGAGAUAGUGACUAUGGGCAGCAACACAUGGCUACUUGACUCCAUACCUGCGACCUCAGCCCUGGCUACCAGUCACAUUACAGUAGAGCUUGCAAGAAGAUAAGAAGUGUGGUGGAGAAGGGAACAAGCCAAUGGAAGCAAAGAUUUCACGUACUUCAUAGCGAAAUCCAUGUGACACUGCCUGCAAAAUAUGCAAGAUUAUUUUUGCUUGUGCUGUGUUACACAACAUUGCAAGGACAGAAAUAUCCAAAUAGUGUUGGAAGAUGACCAGCAACCUGCAGAGGACAACAUCCAAAUGGCAGCCAUUGAUGGAGAGGAUGGCAAUGUUGAUAGAGCCGAGCUAGCACCUGCACUGUCCCAUGCAUUGCUCCACAGGGAUGCCUUUGCCAGACUACAUUUCAACCAUGAACGCUAAGGACCAUCAGAAUCCAGCAGAUCAGUGGGAAUGAAUUAUCAUGUAAAGGGUUUCUAUACUCUCAAUAGAAACUAUUCCAGGCUGACUGGCAGUUGCUGCUGCUGCCAUCACCACUGCUGCAACACCCUUGCCAGCAUCAUCACUGGAGCUCACCUUGCUGACACUAAGGAAGAAAAUUUUUAAUUAGUGAUCAAAUUUUGAGCAGAAUAAAGGUGUGAGAAGGUGACCAUGAGCACUGAUGGGGACACAGAGCCACCUGAAAGAAGUGACACUAACCAGGGACAAGAGGCUCCUCAGAGUAGCCCAAAAGAUGUCUGUGAGCAGGAACCUGGCAGCCCACAGGUCCAUGCUGCAGUGCCCAUGCCCCCUGGCAGCAAGCAGGGUGUGGUUGACCUGCGCAAGCUAAACACAGAGGAGCUGCGGUGCAUCAAGCCCUCAGACAACACCGUCAACCCCUUCGCCAACAUGAAGAUCCAAGACUCAAGUUUCCUUGAUGAGAUUGAUGACCGCAGCAACUGUGCCAAAUGUAGCAAAUCCAGAAAGUAUUUCUGCUACACCUGCUAUGUGCCACUGCCCUGUAUAGCAGAGCGCAUCCCCUCCUUGCAGCUGCCCUUCAAGAUUGACAUUAUCAAACACCCCCGGGAGAUUGCCGGCAAGAGCACUGCCGUGCACGCCGCCGUGCUGUGCCCUGAGGACGUCACCAUCUAUACUCACCCUGCCCUGCCGGACUACUCCACCCACACCAAUGAUGUGGUGCUCAUAUUCCCAGAGAAGGGAGCGAUGGGGGUGAAGGAGCUGCUGCAUCCCCUCGGCCCACCAUCCCAGAAGCGCCCUCGGCCACACCUGCCAUUCUCCAAGGUGGUGUUCAUAGACUGCACCUGGAACCAGACUCGAAGGAUCUACUGCGACGAGAGAGUUAGAGGUCUGCGUUGCGUUGAGUUGGACCAGCACGAGACUCUCUUCUGGCGGUACCAGCGAGGGAAGCCCAAGACAUACCUGGCCACCAUAGAGGCCAUUUACUACUUCUUGGUGGAGGUGCACAAUGCCACCGCCACCACACCUUACCACGGAGAGUACGAUGAUCUCCUCUUCUUCUUCAAGUUUAUGUAUGAGAAGAUCCAUUCUCAGUAUGAUCCAGAUUGCUUGAGAGCAUACAAGGAUCUCUGAGGGUAUUUUUCUUAACAAGGGAGGGUAUAGGGUUCCAUUUUUUAGGGGAGUAAUGGGGAAGGGAUAUUUAAAGUAGGGGAGAGGGAAUGGAGGAUGGUAGAGAUAGGAGGACCAUGUUUUUUUAUUGUAAUGUAUGGUACGUGUAUUGCCUUAGUUUGGUAUAGAAUGUCCUGUGCAAAUUGAGCUCGAGUGGCCCAGAUUUCCCUUGCAGUGCACUGAGGCUCAUAUACUUACCUAAACAUUUUGGUGUCUCAUCUGGACUAUUUUCAGUGGCCACAGAGAUGAGUAGUCAGAUUCUCAUGGGUAUUUUUUCUCACUGAUAACAAAAUCUUUGUAGUCCUUGUUGAGUGAUCAUUGUAAUCAUGUGAACAUGCUUGAAAUCCCCAACAGAACAUUUAUCCCCAACAGAACAUUUAAGUGUGUUGAAAGUAGUCAAGGUAGAAUACCAAAAUGUUAAGGGUGUGUUUAAUAAUGCGAGUGCGAGUGUUCAGGAAUAGGUGAGGGCCAUAUGGGUGAAAGAGGCUGCCUAUACUACUCUUCAUUAAAAAAAAGACCAUGCUUAAGCAGAAGAGGAUAAGGAGCAAUAGGGAUUUCUCUUUGUUGCUGGCAGAGAAAAUUCCCUUUUCUGCCCCUUUACCUUAGGCCAAGAAAACAACACCCUGUGAAAUGUUAUCUAAACACAAGAGUUAUGACCACAGCUAAAUGUGCCUCAGGAAAUUGACAAAAUAGAUCCUGCUGUUGCUUCUCUUCUGCUGGUGCACAUCUUGCUUGCUCAAUAAUGCAAAGAUAGGAGUCUUACUAAGUAUGAGAGAGAGUGGGGGCGAGAUGUUGCGAGUGAAUGCGGUUGAAUGGGGUAGGGUCAACUCACUCAGUAUUGUGAGCUGAGGUGAACUACUUCCAUCUGGUGGUCUGUGGUGAACUCUUUCAAUCUUGUGGCCUUUCUCCAUUUUAAGAUCUUCCAGCUUGGGAGGAAAUCUUGCCCAGCAGCAGCAGCAGUGAUGGUGCUCAGUAAAAGCAUCAAAUCCAUCAUCAGCAGUAUUGAAUCUUGCCAUACUUGUGUGUCACAUGAGACCAUAGAUGCUCCUUCCCAGUGUUCAUCUUACAUCCACAGACCACACGUUCUCCACUCUCUCCAUCCCUUGGUUUCCACACUUGGAGCUGUUGCUCUGCUUUUUACCCAAAUUUUCUGUCAGCAAUCGAGGAGAAUCAUGACAUGAGUUUACAAAUUCUCAUACCUGCCAAAAUUACUUGACUUUGAGAAAACUUGCAUUUCAGGACAUCAUGGUAUCAAGCCAUUUGUUCAUGAAAUCUGGAAAGAACUCAAUUUCUGUUAAUCUAAAAUUUGGUGAGGUUCUUGUGUGGCUGUUGGGGAGGGAUUUAUGAGAUGAGUGAUUAAGAUGAACUUUGAUGAGAAGGAUGAUUGUUCAGAGGGAGGAGACUGUUAAUGUCAGUACAGCAUUAACAGCCAAGUAAUUUGUUGUAAAAACUGCACAUCACCUGUCCAGCACUGAUGAUGUGGUCUCAGUGUGGGCAGGCAGUACAAUGCAAUGUUGUUAUGGAUGUGAAUAAAAGUUUGUGGUUGAACAAA
Scylla paramamosain (green mud crab) is the source of this 4285-nucleotide messenger RNA. RefSeq names its product tRNA-uridine aminocarboxypropyltransferase 1-like. Bases 1759 to 2697 code for a protein of 312 amino acids. Gene Ontology annotation, biological process: tRNA modification. Gene Ontology annotation, molecular function: tRNA-uridine aminocarboxypropyltransferase activity. The record is from RefSeq and is a predicted model, not a curated record. The transcript is spliced from 9 exons. Gene Ontology annotation, cellular component: nucleus. NCBI's taxonomy places the organism in Eukaryota, Metazoa, Arthropoda, Malacostraca, Decapoda, Portunidae.